AUGACAACUGAAUCUCCCUCGACAAUACAGGGGGAUAUGAGUUCCUUUGCCGCUGAAUCGAUUGCCCUUGGACAAACUGGUCAUCUCCGUGAUCUCGAUAUGCUUCUACGUCCUGCCUCGCCAACCUCGGAGGUUUGGAACUCCGAAAGUCAAUACAACGACGCAUGCCGUCGCAAAAAAUAUACGCCAGACGAGACUGCAGAGUCACCUACAGUAAAGGCACAGACUGUGUUCGCACCUAGCAAUCUUGAUGGGAGUGGUUACUUUUCCUCUCGCGACGAUGACAAGGAGAAUUGUCCUCCUGGACUUGUAUUUCAGGUCGCGGUAUCCGAUACUUGCCAUCGAGUAGAGGCCAACGGUACCAUCGAUAGCGGACACGACCAACAGGUCGAAAUGGAAUUCGGCUUCCCUGUUCGCAUGCCUGUUAAAGUUACCAUUCAGCUUUCCCAGUGUUCUCCGCCGAGCUCGUCACGAAAUACCAGGCAACGCGACCAGAGGAACCAUGACGGAAACUCCGAGAUCCGAACAUCCGAGCGACGACGGCAAACCUCCGGACCAGGGCACAAGCGGCAGCGGAUUUACAACAUCAGGAGGAACAAGCGACCGGUCAUGGAAGAGUGUUGA
Hirsutella rhossiliensis is the source of this 624-nucleotide messenger RNA. RefSeq lists its product as uncharacterized. Lineage: Eukaryota; Fungi; Ascomycota; Sordariomycetes; Hypocreales; Ophiocordycipitaceae. The record is from RefSeq and is a predicted model, not a curated record. Bases 1 to 624 code for a protein of 207 amino acids. The transcript has a single exon.